Messenger RNA from Heterostelium album PN500, 1566 nucleotides. Its product is annotated as tetratricopeptide repeat protein. Gene Ontology annotation, molecular function: Hsp90 protein binding. Lineage: Eukaryota; Evosea; Eumycetozoa; Acytosteliales; Acytosteliaceae. The transcript has 4 exons. Bases 1 to 1566 code for a protein of 521 amino acids. The record is from RefSeq and is a predicted model, not a curated record.
AUGUCAAUUAUGAUGUUGACAACAUUACCACAAGCACAAGCACUAAAAGAAAAAGGAAAUUUGGAACUUUGGAAUAAAAAUUAUGUGGGUGCGUUGGAAUAUUUCGAUAAAGCAAUCGAUGCAGAUCCAAACAAUAUGGAACUACCACUCUCGAGAGCAGCAGCACUAAAUUCUUCUGGAAAUUUCGAUGCCGCCAUCUUGGAGUGUCAGAAAACCGUUGAUAUGGUAAAUAAGAUCAAUAUGGACGAUGACGACGAAGACAAUGACCAAGCUGCGCAGUCCAACAACACUAUACAACCUCCACUCGAUCAAGACGAUAUGGCACGUAUCCUGCAGAUGAAAUCGAGAGCCUAUGCAAGAAUGGGAACUGCCUACUUGGGAAGCUGUAAGUUUUCAGAGUCGAAACGUUGCAUCGUCAAGGCUAUCAAUACCUACAAUUGUGUGGAGUUUGAAGAGAUGCUAACAUGGAUCAACGAGCUGAUAAAGUUGUCGACCACCGAAGCAAAGACACUCUUCAAGCAAGCCAACCAACUUUACUACGAGAAGCGCUAUGAUGAAGCGACCUCGAUGUACACUGAAGCGAUCGCCAUCGAUAAAUUCAACAAUAUCUUGUAUGCCAAUCGUUCAAUGUCCUAUUGCAAACAAAAGAAAUUCAAAGAGGCAAUAGAAGAUGCUAAUACUUCAAUAGAAAUACAAGAGACUGAUAAACAAUUUAAUUAUUUACCAUAUUAUUCAAAAGCAAAUGCAUUGUAUGCACAGUCUGAAUAUCAAGAAUCAUUGGUUUAUUAUAAUGAAGCAUUAAAGUUAAAGACUGAUUCUGCUCCAAUACAAAAGAAGAUUAAAAAGAUAAAUUUACUUUUGAAAGGAAAACAACCAGUAAAAACAAAGAAGAAAUCAACAAAGAAUAAUAAUAAUAAUAGUAAAAAUAAUAAUAAGAAUAAAAACAAGAAUAAUAAUAAUGUUGAAAGUAAUACAACUACAACUACAACAACCACCACUACAGCUACAUCAAGCCAUCCUACUAGUAGUAGAAUUGCAAUGAUUGAUAGAUUUAGAAAAGAGUCGAUCGGAUUUGAAGAGGAUGAGAUUCAAGAUACUAGAAAUGAUGAUGCCGUUAGUGAAGUGCCUGCCGAUGCUCAUGAAAUGACAACCGCUCCAAGAGUGUCUGAUACAGUCUCUGAAAUAUCUGAAGCAUCCGAAUUUAGAACACCUCCAACAACCAACAAUACUAAAAGUAUCAUACAAAGAUUGAAUGAUAUGGAGAAACAGAAACAACAACAACAACAAAAGUCGUUAAAUACAAUCGAUGAAGAGGAGAUAGAACAACAUCUAGAAGAUGAACAAGAAGAGAAUGAAGAACUACAACAAAACCACCACCACCACCAUCAUCAUAUUCAAGAAGAGGAAGUUGAGGAAGGUGAGGAAGAAGAAAAAGAGUAUGAGGAUGAUAUUGUACAACAAGAACCAAGUGAUGAAGAAGAAAAAGAUGAAGAGUUACCAAUAGACAAACAAAAGAAUCAAACUGCCACUAAAAAGAAGCCAGUUGCAAUGCCAAGCUAUCAAUAG